AUGCCAUCACUGUUUUAUGAGCGUCUACAAAAACAUUUAUCACCUACUAAUUCUAUCAAUGAUAAUAAACGAAAAUAUUCUGAUAUCAAUCCGGACAUUUGUAAUGAACCAGAUUCACCUUGGUAUACAAUACAUAACACAAUAAAAAAACGACCACGUUUAACAACUUCUUCAAUAUCUUCAUCAACAUCCAAUCGUAAAUCUUCUCGAGUAUUAAAUCAAACUACACCAAUGUCUGAUUCGGAUAGUGAUCUUAUUGUACCAUCAAAACGUGUAGUAAGAAAAAAGAAACCUAAUACGAUAGUUUCAUCAGAUUCGGAUGAUACGAUUAUCAUCGAUGAUGAUGAUGAUGAUGGUGAUGAAAGUCCACCAAAACCUAUUAAAAAGAAAGUUAAACAUCGACCUGAAAUAACUGAUGAUAAAUUAGAUAUUGAAACAAAAAAAGCUUUACGAGAACAAGCUGAACGUGAUAAACGUAUUAAAUUACAACAAGAACGUGAAGAAUUAGCAAGUUUAGAACGUAUACGAAAACAAAAAGAAUAUAAUGGAGAAAUAAUAUGUGCACAUGAACAAAAACAAGUACCAGUUGCAUUUGAAUUAGUUCUUGAAACAGAUUUAAAUACAAAUAAUAUUAUUAUUGAAGUUGAUCUAACGCUUGUUCAAUAUAUGAAAAAACAUCAAAUCGAAGGUGUUCGAUUUCUUUGGAAUCAAGUUUUUGAAUCAACAACACGUAUUAAAGCUAGUAUUAAUAAGGAAACACAUGAAGAUCGAGGAGGUUCAGGAGCUAUUUUAGCUCAUUGUAUGGGUUUAGGUAAAACAUUUACUACAAUCACAUUAAUUCAUACAUUAUUUCGUUAUCAAAAAUUAACUCAUAUUCGUCGUGUAUUAAUUCUUUGUCCAUUAAAUACGGCUAACAAUUGGAGAAAUGAAUUUCGACAAUGGAUAGGUCAUCUUGAACCACAUAUCAAUGUAUAUUUAUUUAAUGCUGAAGAUAUAGCAAAAAAAGAUCGUAUUCAAUUUUUACGUCGUUGGUAUGAAGAUGGUGGUAUUUUAAUAAUGGGUUAUGAAAUGUAUCGUUUAUUAAAUUAUGCAUCAGAUGCAACUGUUAAAAAGCCACGUAAAAUUACUAAGAAAAAACCAAAAUCAACUGAAGAUGGUGGUGAAGAUUUAUCAAGUAGUGAUGACGAUAAAUGGUUGAAGAAAAAAACAACUAAAUCAAAAGCUGAUUUAGCUAGUAUUGAAAAAUAUCGAAAAUAUCUUCGUUCACCAGGUCCAGAUUUAAUUGUUUGUGAUGAAGGUCAUAUGAUUAAAAAUCCUAAAAGUGCUGUUACACGUAUGGUCAAUGAAGUACGUACAUUACGUCGAAUAGUAUUAACUGGUACACCCAUGCAGAAUAAUUUGAAAGAAUAUUAUGCUAUGAUUAAUUUUUGUAAACCAAAUUAUCUUGGUAGUGAACAUGAAUUUUCUCGAAAUUUUCGAAUACCAAUUGAAGCUGGUCAGCAUAAAGAUAGUUCAGCAGGUGAUGUUGCCUAUAUGCGACGUCGAGCAUAUGCACUCAAUCAACGUUUAAUAAAUGUACUUCAUCGACGUGAUUUUGAUGUAUUACGUUCAUUUUUACCACCAAAAUUUGAAUAUGCUGUCAAAAUUAAAUGUACACCAUUACAACAAGAACUCUAUCGAACAUAUUUAUUAAUUCAAAAUAUUGAUCCAGGAGCUCGAUUAAAUAUGGCUAAAUUGCUUGGUGAUUAUCAAUAUUUAAUGAAAAUCUGGACACAUCCAUGGCUUCUUAGACCACAUUUUAUUGAUGGCUAUUAUAAAUAUUUAAAAGGUCAAGAUCAAGUAGAAACUGAUCAAUUCUUUCAAGAUGAUCCUGAUGAGAUGAUUGACGAUAACGAAGUCGGAUUAAAAACUCAAAAACGAACUAAACAAGUGUCUAAAAUUAAACCCAUACAAUCAGUUACUACUGCUACUCCUCAAACGAAAAUUAGCAAAUAUUUUCCAAAUGCUGAUGAUGAUGAUGAGGAGGAGGAUAAUUCAGCAAGUACUGAUAAAUUGGCGGUAGUAAUGAAAGCAAUGAAAAAAGAAUGGUGGUAUGAUAUGUUUGAUGUUGAACAAUCACAAUUUGAUAUUGAACUAUCAGGUAAAUUUGAAUUAUUUCGAGCAAUAUUAACUGAAUGUGAAUCAAUUGGUGAUAAAUUAUUGGUUUUUACUCGCAGUCUUCUUGCACUUGAUUAUAUUGAACAAUGGCUUGAACGUUGGAGUUCUAGAGCAUCUUCACCUAAAUGGGCUAAAGGCAAAGAUUAUUUUCGUAUGGAUGGAAAAGUUCCAAUUAAACAACGUGCAGCUGAUAUCAAAUCAUUUAAUGAACCUGAAAAUACUCGUGCUCGUUUAUUUCUUAUAUCAACAAUGGCGGGUGGAAUUGGUAUCAAUCUUCAUUCAGCUAAUCGUGUUAUUAUUUUUGAUGUUAGUUGGAAUCCAGCACAUGAUCUUCAAGCUAUGUUUCGUUCAUAUCGACUUGGACAAAAGAAACCUGUAUAUAUUUAUCGUAUUAUUGGUAAAGCUACAAUGGAGGAAAAGAUUUAUAAACGUCAAAUCAUUAAACAAGCUAUGUCACAACGUGUAGUUGAUGCUAAACAACUUGAUCGACAUUUUACUAAUGACGAACUUGCACAACUUUAUCGAUUUGAUACAGAUUUUGAUAAUGAUCCAUUAGAUAAAUAUGAUGCUGAUAGAGUUAAAGAUAAAGUUUUAAGAAAAUUAAUGGAUGAAUAUGCUGAAUUAAUUGUAUCAUAUCGUGAACAUGAUUCACUUUUAAUUCAUCGUGAUGAAGAAAAUUUAACCGAAGAAGAACGAAAACAAGCACAACAUGAAGAUGAACUUGCUAAAACAAAAAUCUAUGGACGUAAUAAAGAAGCAGCAAUACCUUUAACUGAUGAUUCUAUCAUUCGAAUUAUACCAGGACAAGUUAUGGAUCUUUUACGACAAACUACAAUAGGACCUAAAUCUUAA
This is a messenger RNA of Adineta steineri, 3009 nucleotides long. Lineage: Eukaryota; Metazoa; Rotifera; Eurotatoria; Adinetida; Adinetidae. The record is from the annotation of a GenBank genome assembly.